Messenger RNA from Colletotrichum orchidophilum, 564 nucleotides. RefSeq lists its product as uncharacterized. The record is from RefSeq and is a predicted model, not a curated record. Gene Ontology annotation, molecular function: zinc ion binding. The coding region runs from base 1 to 564 and encodes 187 amino acids. The transcript has 3 exons. Lineage: Eukaryota; Fungi; Ascomycota; Sordariomycetes; Glomerellales; Glomerellaceae.
AUGUCAGAAUCAAAGACUGCCCCAUCACCGGCGGUCGACGUCCAAGAGCCUGCGCCCGCGUAUGAGAGAGAGUCGCCGCCACUCGGGACCACGGUGCAGGGCAACGGUCCCGCCCCUGCCAGAGAGAUGCCGGCAAAUUUGGUGCAGCUCGAACAACCCGCAACGCCUCUAGCCGCUCAGCAACAGGGCGGUCCGACAAUCACCCCUCUCGCCAACCCACUGACCGUUACGCCAUUGCAUAUGCUCGGCGACGGGCCGCAAUGGAUCGACUGUCCCUUCUGCAACCAGAGGACUCAGACAGUCAUCACCAAGGAAGGAACCGCCAUGCAAAUGGUUGCUGGUGCUCUAUGCUGCCUCUUCUGCGUCUGCCUCGCCUGCGUCCCCUGCAUCGCAGGAUGGUGUGAGAACAUGCACUACUCCUGCGCACGCUGCAAGAACAGAGUUGCCACGCGGCCGUACGACGGUACGAUCCAAGUCUUUUCGCCGCAGGUUGGCGGUGGGGACGUGCCGACGAAGUAUGCGACGGUUGCCCCGCCGGUUGCAGAAAAGCAACAGAGUGCUUGA